AUGUUAUCUUUCAUUAGUAUUUAUUUAAUUCUUUCAUUUUACCUCUUCAUUCUUUUAUUGUUUUUCAGGUUAUUUAUUUUAUAUUUUUAUUUAUUGAUAUUAAAUAUUAACAUUUUGUUUUUUUAUUUAAUCAAUUUUCAUGUACUUAUUCUAGUAAUUUAUACAUUUUAUUUAAUCAGCUAUUCUGGUUCUACAAGAUUAUACUCUAUUUUCAGUUAUUAUUUAAUAAUCCAUCAUCUAGUUCUUUUUUUUCUAUUGUAUAGUGUUAUUAGCAUAUUAUUUUUAUUUCAUAUCUUUAAUGUUAAAGUGAUAUUUACAAUUGUAGUAAUUAACAAGACAAACACAAAAUAG
Entamoeba dispar SAW760 is the source of this 351-nucleotide messenger RNA. RefSeq lists its product as uncharacterized. The coding region runs from base 1 to 351 and encodes 116 amino acids. Lineage: Eukaryota; Evosea; Mastigamoebida; Endamoebidae. The transcript has a single exon. The record is from RefSeq and is a predicted model, not a curated record.